This is a messenger RNA of Lichtheimia ornata, 1374 nucleotides long. RefSeq lists its product as uncharacterized. The coding region runs from base 1 to 1374 and encodes 457 amino acids. The record is from RefSeq and is a predicted model, not a curated record. NCBI's taxonomy places the organism in Eukaryota, Fungi, Mucoromycota, Mucoromycetes, Mucorales, Lichtheimiaceae. The transcript has a single exon.
AUGAGGACUGUCAAGUAUUUACUGGCAGCGAUUGUGCUCGCUUUACUUGUUAUCAUCACAUCGCUUUAUCGUCAAUCCAAUUCAGUGCAAUCCGCUUUCCAAUAUUUACGACGCCCUUUCAUUAUCACGAGCACAACAACAUCACAUCGUCAUCAUGAUCCAAACGAAAAGUUCUUGACAUUUUAUCCCCAUUCAGGAUUACAUAACCAACGCUUGGGAUUAUUGAAUGCCAUGGUGCUUGCCAAGGCUCUCAAUCGUACAUUGGUUCUUCCUCAAAUCAACCUUGGUCGUGGUACUCACUGGGCCGCAUCACCCAAGCUUGCUGUGCGAAUGGCUGAAUGCCCUGAUCUCCCCAUACCCGAACGAAGAGGAGGUGGCUGUGCCGAUUAUCGACGUUACAUUCCUGUGCCAGUAUCCACUGUAUUUGACCUUAGUGUUUUGGAUGCCGUUGGCAUUCCUUACAUUGAGCGAGAUGAUAUGCACGUUUCUUUUUUCUACAACGAGCUUGGUGUAUACGAUGAUGACAUGUACCAAGUCAAUGACAGCAGUCGCUUUUCGUACCGAAUUUAUGGCACUCGCAAUACCACAACAGGCGACUUGAGGCAAUUUGAAUACCGCCUUGAUCUUGAAGACUUGGCCAUGCGACCUGAACGAGCGCUUGUUUUUGGUUCAUUGUUUGGUUCAACACGUUUGGUAUUGGAUCAACGACCGGAUUUAUCAUGGCUACACCGUUAUCUUUCGGGUGAACUUGGCUUUGGUCAUCCCACCGUGGUGCAACAAACCCUCAAUGUCGUUUCUCAAUUGGGUGGCCCUGGUGAAUUUGUCGGUGUCCAUUUACGCACAGGCGAUGGUGUUUUCAGGGUUGUCAUGGAACAAACCAUGAACAUGGUACGCCAAACCCUUCAAGGCUUAAGCCCCAAUCAAAACCACGUGCAGCAGCAGCAACUCGACUCAAUUGAGCAUUUGCAAUCAUUGGGACAACAAAAUCAAAUUCAAGAAUUGUUGCACGAAUGCGUCUCCUUACAACACAACCGCCAUGAACACGAUUUGCAUCAUCGACUACGCCUCAUUUUCAUGGCAACAGACGCUGCUCAGCCGAGACAAACAUUGCCCAGCUUGUAUAACGAGUUUGUGUGUCUCUUUUCUCUAUCCGAUUUUGACGAUGUCAUUCAACAAACCAUUACUUCAUCAUCAUCAUCAUCCAAUGAUAACAGCAACCUUGGUCCUCUUUUGUUACCGCUCUUGGAUGCUGAGGUGGCCUCCCAUGGUGAAUUCUUUGUUGGCACUAAAAGAAGUACAUUCUCGAAAUACAUCGAGUAUCGCAAUCACCGCUUCUUGUCCUACUAUCCAAACCUCGCAACUUUGUCACUUUGA